AUGGCUGAAUCUCGCUCGGGGCCGGUGUCACUCGCGCGAUACCGACCCAUUCUUUACCUCUUUACUGGUGUUGCAGCUGCCUAUGCCAUCUUAUACAUUCACAGCAACAUCAUUUCACCAGUGACGGAUGGCCCACUCCGCCGCCGAAAUGCUGUCCGCCGCUCAAGACGCUCCGACGCAGACGAGCUUGGCAUCACUCAGUCUCCCUCCUACCGGGCGAUUACCCAUCUCGAACAACUGGAACGCCAGAACGGAGUUUAUGGGACAUUUCGAAUUGAAACAGAGGACGGAAGACGUGUGGAAAGUGGGCUUCUGCCUUCACUGCUUGCUACUCGCGACCAGUUAAUGGAGGAAGUUGGUGUUCCACCAGCUCAUGCAGAGCGCAUGCGCGAGAUGAUGGAGGAUACCUUUCUUGAAUCUUUCCUCGCGUUAGACUUUCCUUCUUCUCAUACCCUCCUUGAUGAUAGUGCCGAACGGAAUUAUCUGACUGAGCAGCUGCAGCGACGAGGAAUAUCGCGCGCGGGCAUUGAGCGAGCUUUGAUAAGAUUCAACGAUGAUGAAAACUAUGGAGACGAACUGCGACAAAGACGCCAGAAUGGGGAACGUGUUACUCUGUCAACAUCUACCUUUCCCGACGCGACUGUUCCUGCCGCAAACCUUGAUGGUGGUGAAACCGUCGUUGAUGACCAGAGUGUUUUCUCUUGGCGGGACGGAAAUAACGAUUCUUCGCCCACGCGCGAGGGCCAGAAUCUUCUUAAUUUGCUUUAUCAUAUUGCCGAAGACCAGUCGCGGAGGGAUGGUUACAUUCAUCGUGGGGUGACUUGUAAUAGUUGCGGUGCCAUGCCUAUCCAAGGUAUUCGGUAUCGCUGCGCAAACUGCAUUGACUAUGAUUUGUGUGAAACAUGCGAGGCAAUGCAGGUUCACAUCAAGACACAUCUGUUCUACAAGGUCCGCAUCCCAUCUCCAUUCUUGGGAAACCCGCGCCAGUCACUCCCAGUGUGGUAUCCAGGGAAACCUGCGCUACUGCCAAGAAGCCUUCCACGGCCUCUUGCAAAUCGCUUGAUGCGAGAGACAAACUUCGAAAACACUGAGCUCGAUGCUCUUUGGGAUCAGUUCCGCUGUCUUGCCAACUACGAAUGGUCAGACGACCCUAACAAACUACACAUGGCCAUCGACCGUAAGACCUUUGAUCGUUGCUUUGUGCCUAACACAUCCAUUCGUCCACCUCCACCGAGUCUUAUCUACGAUCGCAUGUUCGCAUUUUAUGACACGAACGGCGAUAAUCUUAUCGGAUUCGAAGAAUUUUUAAAAGGUCUGGCCAGUCUUAACAACAAGAGCAAUGACGAGCGACUGCGGCGUGUUUUCCGUGGAUAUGACAUUGACAGCGAUGGCUUUGUUGAGCGAAAGGACUUUCUCCGAGUUUUCAGGGCAUAUUAUACCCUUAGUCGGGAACUCACGCGAGAUAUGGUUGCUGGUAUGGAAGAUGAUUUCCUCGAGGGUGGUGUUCGUGACGUGGUUCUUGGAAGCCAGCCUCUGAGUUCUGCAUUCCCAGGGAGCAUUCCUUCCGGCGAGACUUCACGUAUAGGUGAAGGGAAGCGUGUCAAUGCUAACGGUGACAUGGAAAUCGUCGACAAUGAAGGGAUAUUGCGGCGAGACGGUGCAGACCUUGGUGACCGGCAUUCGGUUGUAGGCGAUGCUGCAAUUAGAAACCAAUUCGGUCGAACAAGACCGGUAUUCCCCUCCACCUUGCAAUUACCAACUACUCAGUCCGAGACUCGUUCGUCUCGACACUUCCGCGGGGAUGAUGCCGAUGAUGAUGACGACGAUGAUGACGAUGCUAGUGGGUCUGAUGAUUCCGCCUCGUCCGAUGCUAGUGGCCUAUGGCCAGGAACAGAACAUCUCAUUGAGGAAGAUAUCGUUGAGGCACUAGGACAGUAUUUUCCGCCUCAUGAAAUCACUAGACCGAUUGAUAGGGCUCGGAUCGAGACCGUCCUAUCCAACAGGUUACGAGAUGAAAAUCAAAGACGAAUUAAUGACAGCCGCAGGAAUGGAAUCGACGAACGUUGGAGGCGUAGAGCUUUUUAUACCGAUGAAGAAGAUGGUGCCACUGCACCAGAUGGUUAUGAAAAAGAUCCAGCAUUUGAUGAUAGGAGCGACGAUGAAGAGUUCCUUGACGAUUUACCGCCAGUUGAAUCGCUUUUCCGAUCACGCUCUUCUUCUAAGGUCCGUUUCCAGGAUGAUGUUAUUGAUGACUAUGACGUUCGAUCCAAUCCUUCGACUUCUUCGCGAAGUGUUGGUGAGCGUUGGGGCGGGUUUGAGAUUCCAGAGGUCGAGAAAGAUGUAGGCAAGGAAAUUCUCUACCAAGUUACACAACAGGGCUUCAACGAGCUGCUUGAUGUUCUUUUCAAACAAAAGGAGGACUUGCUCAUGGAAGCUUACCGGACACGCUCAGAACGUAAGACUUGGGCCCGUGAAAUUGAGAUUGUGCAAGCAUCUGGUCCUCAGACGACUGCAAAAGAGCGGGAUGAGAAUGAGCUCCGUGCUCGCACAACUGAGAGAUCGCUCGAUGAACUGCUGAGACAUACGGGCUAUGGAUUGCAUAGCGCACCCGUGAGCACAGGUCCAGUAUUGGCACCUCCAUCUCCAUUGUUCAUGAAUCAAGACGAUGAGAAUGAUGAUGUCCUCCCAGCGCAUCUUGUCAACCCUGAGAAUGACGAGAGUUUCGGACAAUCUCAUAGUCAGAUUUUCGAAGACAACUCCGACAUAGCUUCUACCACUGGCUCAUCUAACAGUGAUGAUCAAUCACAAAUUUACGAGGUCGCUUCCUCUCAUCAAUCUGACGAUGAUGAUGAUGACGACGACGAUGAUGACGAUAGCGACGAUGACGAGAAACCUCCACACUACGAUCCAACUCUUCCCCAAUUCCGUCCCGAUACAGUAACACCACGCCCUCGCCUUUCGUUCCGUGAUGAUCCUGUGAUUAUGGUGGCUUCACCAGUCUCGGACGAUAGCCAAUCCGGCCUCCCAGACCACCUCCGUCUUCAGCCAGAUCACGCCAUCCCCCUAUCCCUUUCAUCGCCACAGGCUGAAGCAACAGCCCCUAAGCCUCCUUCUCCUGUGCAAACACUUCCAUCACCUCGAACUAAGUCGGCUCCAUUGCCAGAGGCAUCUACACUUCCUCGUCGACCAUCAGACCGGACUCUUUCCCGAUGGGCUUUUCUGAACCAGGUCGAGCUCGAGGCCAAGGAACGUGGUGGCAGUGGAGCGAAACUUAACUUUGAAGAGUUCUCGCGCCGUAUGGCAGCCGAUAAAGAACGCCGGCUGCAGUUUGUUGCAAGCUGGAUUGAAAUGGCCAGCUUCUAG
Messenger RNA from Penicillium taxi, 3363 nucleotides. RefSeq names its product EF hand domain protein. Gene Ontology annotation, cellular component: intracellular membrane-bounded organelle; cytosol; membrane. The coding region runs from base 1 to 3363 and encodes 1120 amino acids. NCBI's taxonomy places the organism in Eukaryota, Fungi, Ascomycota, Eurotiomycetes, Eurotiales, Aspergillaceae. Gene Ontology annotation, molecular function: zinc ion binding; calcium ion binding. The transcript has a single exon. The record is from RefSeq and is a predicted model, not a curated record.